Messenger RNA from Ricinus communis (castor bean), 3382 nucleotides. RefSeq names its product GPI ethanolamine phosphate transferase 2. The record is from RefSeq and is a predicted model, not a curated record. Lineage: Eukaryota; Viridiplantae; Streptophyta; Magnoliopsida; Malpighiales; Euphorbiaceae. Gene Ontology annotation, cellular component: endoplasmic reticulum membrane. The transcript has 17 exons. Gene Ontology annotation, biological process: GPI anchor biosynthetic process. The coding region runs from base 267 to 3176 and encodes 969 amino acids.
CAAAUAACACGGCAUAAUGAUGGUGUUGUAGCUCAAUGAAAGAUCCUUUGUUUGGAAAACUUUGAUAUUAAUCCUAUAUUUAGUUAAGAUUCAUAAAAACAAUUGUUUUAUUUAACAAAAAAGAAAAACACAUCAUUUCUCCGAAACAAAGUCCAGGGAAUUUCGCAGGGUACAGUGACAUGACAUCCACUGGAAGAAACACAACCUUGAAAAACUACCACCACUCUCUUUCAGAGGAAGAAUAAGAAGGAAGAAGAAAGAAGAAUAUGGCCGAAACGAUGUCGUGUUUUAAAUUAACAGUGUUGACACUAUCCGCUGUUUUCAUUCAAAUGAUCGGUCUCUCUCUCUUCGUCUUCGGCUUCUUCCCCGUUAAACCCGCUCUUUCAGGCAUCAGCAGUCGAGAGAGCUUUUACGCACCGCAUUGCGAUUCUGUCGUCGAUAAUCAAACUGAGACAGACCUCAAAUCAUUAUACAAGGAGCUCUCUCAAAUCCCCCCUUCAUUUGACAGGCUAAUUUUUAUGGUUAUUGAUGGUCUUCCAGCUGAAUUUGUGCUUGGGAAGGAUGGCAAGCCUCCGCAGAAGGAUUUGAUUGAAGCAAUGCCUUAUACUCAGUCAUUGCUAAAUAGUGGAAUGGCUAUUGGUUACCAUGCCGAGGCUGCUCCUCCUACUGUUACUAUGCCUCGCUUGAAGGCUAUGGUUUCUGGUGCAAUUGGAGGUUUCUUGGAUGUGGCUUUCAAUUUUAAUACACAGGCUUUAUUGGAUGAUAAUCUUCUUGGGCAGUUUUUUAGAAUUGGUUGGAAAAUGAUCAUGUUUGGUGACGAGACAUGGCUUAAGUUGUUUCCUGGAUUAUUUGUUAGAUAUGAUGGAGUUAGCAGUUUUUUUGUUAAAGACACAGUACAAGUAGAUCAGAAUGUAUCCCGCCAUUUAGAGGAUGAACUUAGCAGAGAUGACUGGGAUCUUCUGAUUCUUCAUUAUCUAGGCUUAGAUCAUGUUGGACAUAUUGGUGGGCGCAGCAGUUUCUUGAUGGGCCCAAAACUUAUGGAGAUGGAUGGAGUGGUGAAGAUGAUUCAUUCAAGUACUAUUCAGACGAAUAAUGAUAAUCAAGGACGGACACUUUUGGUAGUAGUAAGCGAUCAUGGCAUGACUGAGAGUGGUAAUCAUGGGGGCUCUUCAUACGAAGAAACUGAUUCUUUAGCUCUUUUUGUUGGCCUGCAAAACAGUGUCUCUGAUUAUGCAUCGGCUACACAUAAUUCUGUUCACCAGGUGGACAUUGCUCCAACAUUAGCUCUUCUAUUUGGUGUUCCAAUUCCUAAGAACAAUGUCGGUGUCUUAAUUUCUGGAACUUUUGAUGCUUUGACAGAUGAUCAAAAGCUGAGGGCACUGGAAUUGAAUUCCUGGCAGUUACUCAGAUUAUUGGAAGCACAAUUACCUGGUUUAUCAUGUGAAAAAUUUCCGUGCAAUUGCUUUAGUGAUGGUCUGGGGUUUGGAACUGGGGAAUGCAGCGUCAGCAUGGAGAGGAUACUUUGUUGUUUAUAUACGAAAGCUGCAAAUUUGCACAACUCCUGGAAGUUCAAGAAAGAAUAUGGGUCCAAAAGCAGGGAUGAUUUUAGGAGCACUUAUGCAGCAUAUCAUGAGUUUCUGAAAACUGCAAGUGAGUGGUUAUCACGCAGUGUCACUGAUAAACCAGUUUCCUCACUUGCUGUUGGGGUUGUGGCAAUGACCCUAUCAUCUCUAUUAUUAUUAGGCAUCAUAAUUUGCAUGAGCAGGGAAGUUUACCCUGGGGAGAAGCAACAGCUUUCUAAAUCGAGCAACAGCAAGUAUAGAUGGUGCUUAGAUGAGGCCUUUAUAUUGGGUGCUGUUUUGAUCCUUGUUAUGAGUAUGGGUUCGAGUUCUCUGGUAGAGGAAGAGCAAUAUAUUUGGAGUUUUCUGAUAUCCACAUCAUAUCUGUUAUUACUCCGAAAGACAGUACAGUUUCUUCCUGGGAGCAGUGAAGGUGUUUUAUAUUUUAAGGGAUGCUAUGAAAGAACUAAUUUUCAACUGUUUUCCAUAUUCUUGCUUCUUAUCUCUGGGCGGAUUUUGAGGGGUUGGCAUCAGGGUGGUGUUAACUGGACACAUCUUCCAGACAUUUCAAAGUGGCUUGAACAGGUUGGGAGUGAUACUAUAAGAUUAAUUCAACUGGUCUCAGGCCUCUUAGUGGUCAGUUUAGGCUUAUUUGCUUUAUGUCUGUUUAGAUCGAAGAGAAAAAUUGUUCAAGUGGUUGGAUUUUGCUUUUUGAUAUCUGGAUUGCUGGUUUUAUGGCAUAUUAUGGAGUACCAAGAUAACUAUGUAUCAUCCAGUUACCGUGCUACCAUAUUGGCUCAGAUUAUCUAUACAUUUCUGGGUAUUGCCACAAUUGGCACUUUUGCAGCCUUACCAUGGAUUAUGCCAAUUUGGAAUUCUAGUACAUGUUCAAGGCACAAUAUGAACUCAUCUAAUUUAGUUUCCACUAACAUUCAAGACAAGUCCCCUUUUUUGGAGUUUAAAGACGCGUCAUAUUUAAUUGGGUUGGCAUACAUGUUAUGUUGGUGUCUUUUACAACUGUUGCUCCAACAACCAAUCAAUUCAAUGCCUGUCUUUUUGCUUCUAAUGCAAAUCUUGGCCAGCAUGUUGUAUUAUUCCUACAGUGGUCCACAAAACAAGGAAUGGCUUGAGGUUGCUUUACUAUGCUAUUUGGGAAUGGCAGGACAUUUUUCUCUAGGGAACAGCAAUACCUUGGCCACUAUAGAUGUUGCUGGAGCUUUUAUUGGCCUCUCAAGUCACUCCACAUUACUUUCUGGCAUUUUGAUGUUCAUAAUCACCUAUGCAUCCCCCAUGCUAGUUCUUCUUAGCAUGGUGAUGUACAUAUCUGUGAAGGACACAAGCUAUGCUGUAACUAUCCAGAGUGUAGAUUUGGGGCAAUUUUUAAAAGCGAUGCUCGUCUUUCCCUGCCUAAUUCCACUGGGUUUGAAUUCCAUUUUGUUGACUGCAUAUACCAUAGUGUUGCUCCUAAUGAGGAACCAUUUGUUUGUUUGGAGCGUCUUCUCUCCAAAGUACUUGUAUGUGUGCGCAACAACUAUUUGCAUCUACAUUGGGGUUUUUGUGGUGGCUGCAACUGAGGUCUAUAUAUAUAUGGUGCUUACACUACGGAGAAAAAUCUAGGUUUCUGGUAAUGCGAUUAGAUAGAACUUUUACAUGCCUAGAAACCCCCAGUUUUUCUCUUUAUUUGCUUGAGAUAUCAGAUGACCAUUUUUGCCCUGGAAUUCUUGUUCCUUCUUUUUAUCUUUUUUGGGAUAUUAAGCAAAACAUGUGUAAUGGACAUACAAGUGUCUUUGUUAUAGUUUGGCUAACACAUGCUUUUGGAUAAA